Acanthopagrus latus (yellowfin seabream) is the source of this 2507-nucleotide messenger RNA. RefSeq names its product lactase-like a (gene lctla). The record is from RefSeq and is a predicted model, not a curated record. The transcript has 14 exons. Gene Ontology annotation, biological process: carbohydrate metabolic process. Gene Ontology annotation, molecular function: beta-glucosidase activity. Lineage: Eukaryota; Metazoa; Chordata; Actinopteri; Spariformes; Sparidae. The coding region runs from base 418 to 2127 and encodes 569 amino acids.
AUAUACAGUACACAUUAUGUGAUAUAUACAGUAUAAAUCCAUGCACUAGUGUCGAGCGAUCGCGCUGCAGAUGCAUCAGACUCACUAACAUUAACUUUGCUUACAGUGACAAACUGCCGUCUUUUUCCAAAAGAUCUGUUGGCCGCAGCAAAUUUCCAUUUCCACUUCACUGCCUUCAAAUGGAGGUAUUGAGCGUGUGUGUGUGCAGGCGGGUGGGCUGAUGAAUAGCAGAAAAUGUCCUGGAUGCUUCACUCUGUUUUGUUUGUGUAACGCUGGCAGUGAACCUGCUGGUGCCAGUGGGCAGCAGUGACCCGGUCCAGAAGCUUGGGGACGUUUCUUGCAUUUUGGAGCAGUUUCCAGCGGAGACAAAUGCAGCAGGUGUAACUGAAGACAGCCAGCUCCUUGCCAAAGACCACGAUGCUGCAGCGGUGCAUCCUGAGGCUGCACCAUGUGCUCACACUGGUGCUGUGUGUGUCCGCCACUGACGACUUCGACUGGACCAAGAAUGAAAAAUCGUCCUUCUACUACGGCACCUUCCCAACAGGUUUCUCCUGGGGAGCCGGAAGCUCUGCCUACCAGACUGAGGGAGCCUGGAACAUCGAUGGAAAAGGAAUGAGCAUCUGGGAUGCGUUUGCCCGCAAAAAGGGGAAAAUAUUCUCCAAUGACACGGGAGACUCCUCGUGUGAGGGCUACUACAAAUACAAGGACGACAUUUCCUUGAUGAAGGACAUGAAGUUGAAUCACUAUCGUUUCUCCAUCUCCUGGCCGAGGAUUUUACCGAGCGGACUGAAAAAUGAACACAUCAACGAGAAAGGAAUCAAAUAUUAUGACGACCUGAUCAACAUGCUGCUGGAGAACAAGAUCACACCCAUCGUUACGUUGUACCACUGGGAUUUACCGCAGCUCCUGCAGGAGAAGUACGGCGGCUGGCAGAACGGCAGCAUGGUCAACCACUUCAACGACUUCGCCAACUUGUGCUUCGAACGAUUUGGAAACAGAGUGAAGUACUGGAUCACCUUCAACAACCCCUGGUCCAUUGCUGUGGAGGGAUAUGAAACAGGGGAACAUGCACCCGGACUGAAGCUGAAGGGAACAGGAGCUUACAAAGCUGCUCACCACAUCAUCAAGGCUCACGCCAAAGUCUGGCACACGUACGACAUGCAGUGGAGAAGCAAACAGAAAGGUCUGGUUGGGAUCUCGCUAACGGCCGACUGGGGGGAACCCGUGGACAUCACCAACCAGAGGGACAUCGAAGCAGCAGAGAGAUACAUCCAGUUCUACAUGGGAUGGUUUGCGACUCCCAUCUUUAACGGAGACUACCCCCAGGUUAUGAAAGACUAUGUCGGCAGGAAGAGCGGCCAGCAGGGCCUGGGAGCCUCACGGCUGCCCGUCUUCUCGCCUCAGGAGAAGAGUUACAUCAAGGGAACCUGUGACUUUUUGGGCCUCGGACAUUUCACCACUCGCUACGUCACCAUGAAGAAUUACCCAUCAGGCCUCGGAGACAGCUACUUCUCAGACCGCGACCUGGCUGAGCUGGUUGACCCGCAGUGGCCUGAUCCUGGAUCAGAGUGGCUCUACUCUGUUCCCUGGGGCUUCAGACGCCUGCUGAACUUUGUGAAGACUCAGUACGGAAACCCGAUGAUAUACGUGACAGAAAACGGCGUGUCGGAGAAAAUGCAGUGCACCGACCUGUGUGACGACUGGAGAAUGAAGUACUUCAAAGACUACAUUAAUGAAAUGCUCAAAGCGCUGAAGGACGGCGUGAAUGUGAAGGGCUACACAGCCUGGUCUCUCCUCGACAACUUCGAGUGGGAUGAAGGAUACUCUGAGAGGUUCGGACUCUACUACGUCGACUUCAGGAACAAAAAUAAACCACGCUACCCGAAGGCCUCGGUCCAGUUCUAUAAACGCAUCAUCAGCUCUAACGGCUUCCCCAACCAGAGAGAGGUGGAGAGCUGGAAGAGGAAAGCUGUGGAGACCUGCUCCUCCAGUAACCAGCUCCUGGCUGCAGAUCCGCUGAUUGGCCACAUGGAGAUGGUGACAGAGAUUGUUGUUCCCACCGUGUGCACGCUCUGCAUCCUCCUCAGCGCCAUCUUCCUCAUGUUCCUGCUGCGUGGACGCCUCUGAACACACACACACACACACACACACACACACACACACACACACUGAAUCUGAGAGUGACUUCGAAGCUGUAAACUUUAUCGUGUCGAGAGCAUCUUGUUGAUUUAACUGUCCUGCUGUUCUGUUUGAAUAAACACUUUUUCAGGUUGUCAUUGAGUCAAACUAGACGGUAACUGUCACCACUCUUAAAGAAUGAAUUCAAGCUUGGUAUAUUAUUAUUUUUAUUAUUUAACGAACUGGUCUUGUGUGGUUUUUGAAGUAGUUUUAUGAGCUACUCAAGCUAACUGCAGAGAGGAGAAGGUUUACUGUCAACACGUUUGUGAUAAAAGAGUGAUGGAGAUAAAGUGUUGUACUCUCUGUGGAUCACAGACUUCAAUUAAAAA